AUGGGCAACAAAAAGCCAAAUGAAGGCAUACAAGUCAAUGGAUGCGUAUUAUUUUUUCGUCUCUGGCUGGGUGAACACCCUCCACAUGCAAUGCGUUGGUUCAGAUAAAGUUGUUGUGUUUGGGAGGGUGAGUGAAGAUGAGCUUAUUAAGUUCGUUGUUCCCUGUCUUAACAUUUUCACUGCAUGUUAUUUCUAGUUUUGUCAGUGACAGAUUUUAGUUUAUGUGUAAAACUACCUUCAGGUGAUACAAAUAAAGUGUUGAACUCAGCUGAUUUGAAGGCUGUGUUAUGUUUCAUUCUGAGUUGAAGAACUUAUUUGGAUCAAUAUUGUAAAAUAUCUGCAGUGGUUCAGUUCAUCCUUGGUUUCAAUUUUGUUUUCCUCUUUCUGGGUAUAUUAAUGUGUGAUAAUGAGCUUUGAACCAAAGAUAAGAUUGAACCGCUACACAGCUAGCCACUUUUAAAAAACGGGAUUGAUUCUUCUAUUUUCAACUUCAUUGUUUUGAAAGACAUAUACAAGCGGCAGGGUUUUCUUAAUUGGCAUUUUUUAUGGGAUACCUUGAACAGGUAACCCACUCAGAGAGCCAGGGAUACCCCUCUUAAAGUGUGGUUUUUGGCCGAAAAAGAUGGCACUGUUAGAGCAUCCCACUGUGAUUGUAUGGCAGAAUUGUGUGAAGCUUGUUCUCACGUUGUUGCAGUGUUUUUGCUCAGUAGUCUGGUGUUAGAGUUAGAGAUUCCACCACUUACACACAAGAAAAAAGCACAUGGAUGUUCGGCUUGCAGCACAAAUCCAGCAAAACCUGCAGAGUCUGGUUAAGUCAAUAUGUUACACUUAUUACUAUUAUUAUUACCCUGAAGCCCAUAAGUUUUCAACUGCAGGCACAAAGUGGGGAUGUAGAAAUGAGGGUAGGGCACGUGAAGCUUACCAGAAAUCCAUUAAUCAAUUCCACAAGUCUUUAACAAUUUCAGACAGUGGUCUGAAUAUUGAUCCAAGGUGGCCAUAGUUGGGAGCUUCCCCUGAGGGGUUUGUAAAUUGCAAAUGCUGUGGGCAGGGUGUAUGUGAAACAAAAUGUUGAUAUGUCUAUAAAGAUGCAGUAAUCUCUGAUACUGCUGGCAAGAAAAACUUUUGUUUAGAAUAA
Porites evermanni is the source of this 1135-nucleotide messenger RNA. The record is from the annotation of a GenBank genome assembly. Lineage: Eukaryota; Metazoa; Cnidaria; Anthozoa; Scleractinia; Poritidae.